UUCAACCUUGGUUACCUGACCUGGUAAACGAGCUCUAGUCUGCCUUCACAGGCGGACAACAGAUUCAAAACAAUAUAAUUAUUGUCCACGAAGUUCUCAACCACUUCAAGAAACAUAAAACGGGCAAACGUAAGGACAUGAUGAUGAAGCUUGAUAUGAGGAAAGCCUACUAUUUGGUGGAGUGGGAGUUUCUUAUUAGUCUCCUGAGAGCUUACGGAUUCAGUGAAGUAUGGUGCGGGCGGGUUCGAUCAUGCAUCUCGACAGUGAAGUUCAGACUGCUAUUCAAUGGAGAACCCUCGGCUGAAUUCCAGCCUUCGAAAGGCAUCCGUCAGGGGGAUCCCCUGUCCCCUCUUCUCUUCAUACUUAUGUCUAAUGCUCUCUCCUUCCUGAUCAAGAAGGCACCCCAGAGACAUGUUAUAAAAGGGCUCAAACUUAAUAGAUCCUGCCCGAGUCUCACCCACUGCCUGUUUGCUGAUGACACGAUCAUCUUUGGCGAGGCCUCGGUGAGCGAGGAAGAAAAGAUCCUUAGCAUCCUAAAUGAUUAUGGAUCGAUCACAGGCCAGGAAGUCAACAGGGAAAAAUCAUCAAUGUUCUUUAGUUAUAAUGUGCCAAUCGAUGAACAGGAAGGGAUCGUACAGACAUCGGGGUUCGCGGCUUCUAUCUGCCAUUCCAAGUACCUUGGAGUGCCCACAGAGUGGGGAAGAUCCAAAAAGGAAACUUUCCAGUUCCUCCUUCACCGAAUGGAGACCAGAGGUGAAUCAUGGAAGAGCCUACUUCUUUCUCCCGGCGGGAAAGAGGUCCUGCUCAAGGUUGUAUUCCAAGCCAUCCCCUCCUUCAUUAAGUGUCUGUUCCUCCUCCCACGGUCUACAAUGGAAAAAAUGGACGCCAUGCUCAAGAACUUCUUCUGGGGAGGCUCCUUGUCCAAGAAGACCAUCCACUGGAGGGCCGGACACGAUUCUUUAUGCCCCGAAAGAGGAGGGAGGCCUUGGCUUCCGACCUUUCCAUACCUUCAAUUUAGCACUGCUGGCCAAACAGGCAUGGAGAGCAAUCACAAACUCGACGCCCUAUGGGUCAAGGUACUUAAAAGCAUCUACUUUCCACACUCAGAUUUCUUGAAUGCUAAGAAGGGAGGUAAGGCUUCUUGGAUCUGGGUGAGCCUGUGGGAAGCCAAAAAAAGGAUGAAAUAAGGAGUGAUCCGAGUAAUUGGCAACGGGAGGUCCACCAGAAUGUUCCAAGACCCGUGGAGAUUCGACCAAGCAGGACCCCUCCUAUAGUUUGACUGGCCUGAUGAGUCAACUGCUGACCAAUGGAUUGAUGGGAUCUCCAGAGAAUUGAAUUUUGACCUGCUUGAUGAUUUCCUUAGCCCAAAGGACAUGAGGCAGGUUGCUGCCACCCCUAUUGGCCCUGACUCCCUUUAAGACUUAUGGGCAUGGAGAUUCACGGAUCACGGCUCCUUUACAGUGAGAUCGGCGUUCCAUCUCUUUCAUAACCAACUAUGUUUGUUCGGGUCAGCUGACUACUUCAGUGUCAAGUAAAGAAAGAUGGAAGUGGCUUUGGAGCCUCUCCCUCCCGCCGAAGCUGAAAUUUUUUGUGUGGAAGUGCACUAAAGGAGCCCUGGCGUCCAAAGAAAACCUACACUCAAGGAACUGCUCUACAACCAAGAGCUGCCCGCGGUGCGCGGCCCCUUCAGAAUCGGUCCACCACAUUCUCUUUUCGUGCCCCCAUGCGGCAGAAGGGUGGGGGCAAGAUUGGCCAUCUCUUGCAGCUCCUCCCCCUCUCACCCCCAUUUUUGGAGUGGCUUGACUCUCUGAAAACCAAGUACCCAGUCUGUUCCAUUUAAAAGAUUAUCUUCCUUCUGUGGCAGACAUGGAGAACGAGAAAUGAGCGCAUUUUCAGGAACAUAGCACCAUGGCCCCCAUCCAUGGUCUCAAAGACCACACUUGCCUUCCACCAGUGGACUUCCUGCCCCAGGAAGUUGCCCUUAGCUCCACCCCUACCUCAGCUCAAUCCACCCCCUGAUCACUCUCCACCACCCCCAAGUACUCAUGACUUUGAGAUACACUGUUAUGAGAUCGUUCUUCAACGAUUCCCAGGAGGCGGCUUAUGGCGUCGUCGUUACGAACGACCAUGGUCAAGUUUGUGAUGGGAAAGCUGAGUCUCUGCAUUGUUUUCCCCCACUUGAAGCAGAAGAUAAAGCGUUACUUGAGGGAACUCUCUUAGUUGUCGGCCUUCUCAAGCCAUGCAUUGUCCGUUCUGAUUGCCUUGGCCUGAUCCAAGCGCUUCAGGGACACCCUAAGUCAUGGCCUUGGCGUGCAGCAGCGUGACUUGGCACCAUCAAGAAGACCAUUGAAGCUCACCCGAUGAUCAAGAUCAACCACAUCAAAAGGAAGAAUAACUCCAAACAGUGGCGGAUCCAGGGGGAGGCCACCCCGGGCCACGGCCCAGCCCUCAUCUGGAUCCGAAGCUAGUAUAGCCCUUAUUAGUUUAUCAGUUGUAGUCAUUCGGCCCAGUGUUAUUUUAUAAUAAGAUUGUGUGUAAUUAGGUAAAUGGGUCAGAUGAACAUAUUCAAAACACAACUCUAAUUUUAACCUGAAAAUUCUAACUCCAAUGAUUCUCGCCUAAAGAAAAACAAGCAAUGAAACCUAAAAUUCUAAAAGUAAAAAACGUAAAAGAUU
Linum trigynum is the source of this 2675-nucleotide messenger RNA. Lineage: Eukaryota; Viridiplantae; Streptophyta; Magnoliopsida; Malpighiales; Linaceae. The record is from the annotation of a GenBank genome assembly.